This is a messenger RNA of Tribolium madens (black flour beetle), 1206 nucleotides long. RefSeq lists its product as uncharacterized. Lineage: Eukaryota; Metazoa; Arthropoda; Insecta; Coleoptera; Tenebrionidae. The record is from RefSeq and is a predicted model, not a curated record. Gene Ontology annotation, biological process: sensory perception of taste. The transcript has 2 exons. Bases 1 to 1206 code for a protein of 401 amino acids. Gene Ontology annotation, cellular component: membrane; dendrite; axon.
AUGAAAGAAGUGGUGGGUUGGGGUACCAUGAAACCGCUUUACUACUUGUGCAAUUUUCUCGCCGUAACACCGCCCCAUAAUCUGGGUAACAACAUAACUCCGGUUUCUCUCCGUUUCAAAAUCUACACAAUAAUUCACAUUUUCCUCAUCAUUGCCCUUUAUGCACAUUCUUCCUACGGUCGCGAGAACUUCAUCUAUGGUUCCAUGAACAUGACAGUGGCCAUCACUGAUAAAAUCGCCAAUUUUAUGUUGACUUUUUUCAACGUUUCCUUGAGGGUGAUUUUAGUUUUCUCGAAGGGAAAAGUGAUCAAAAUAUUUUUCAAUCAAGGAUACGAAUUGUCCAAACAGGACAUUUUCAAUUGUUGCACGAAAUGGUCCUUUAGGAUGAAUUUCGCGAUUUUUAAUUUUUACAUGGUGGUGUUGCUCCUCUUUGACGCCUAUUUAUGGAUCAGUUCGGUCGGGGUGCGAAUGUUCCAAUACUACAUUGGCCGUAGUUUUUUCUAUUACGUGUGCAACACGACGAUUUUCCUCAUUUUUCAUUCGGUUUUGCCGAUUAAACGGUUUUUCGCCGCGUUGGGGGUGGCUUUUGACAACAUUAUGAAAAAUCUCAUUUGUGAAAUUGACGCAAAACGGGAGAUUUUCCUCGCGGAAUUCAAAAUCGCCAAAACUGCAAGUAUUAAAAGCAAUUGUUAUGAUUUGAAACGCGUUAGGAAGAAUUAUAACAGUAUUUGCGAACUAGUUGAUGCUUUUAACAACAUUUUUGGUCUUGCUAUGUUGGAGAUUAUCAUCGUGGUGAUCACUUAUGUGUUGAAUUUGACCGAUUUGUUCGUUGUUUAUGGGAUGAGUAAGAGUCGGAGUAUCGAAGGUGUGUCUUUUGGGACCAAUUUGGUCAUUUUGUGUGCCUUGUGGAUCACCACGUUGCUUUUGUUUACUAUUUUGCUGGCUUAUGGUUGCGCUGGGGCCACUUCAGAGGCUGAAAAAAUCGCCAAAAUCUGCUUCUUUUGGCUCAAUGAAAUCCCAACAAUUCCGGUUUCCAUCAAGGACCAAACCAUCAAAGAGGAAUUGACGCUUCUAGCCCAACAAUCUACACAACGGACCCCCAAAUUUUCAGCUGCUGGAUUUUUUCCAGUCGAUUUCACGCUACUUGGCUUCAUUUUCGGGAGCGUGACAUCCUACAUUAUCAUCUCAAUACAAUUUAUCGAAUAA